Molecule: messenger RNA, 1127 nt
Organism: Vespa velutina
Lineage: Eukaryota; Metazoa; Arthropoda; Insecta; Hymenoptera; Vespidae
Product: protein MIS12 homolog
Exons: 4
Coding region: 162-938 (258 amino acids)
Biological process (GO): mitotic cell cycle
Cellular component (GO): chromosome, centromeric region; nucleus
Source: RefSeq, a predicted model, not a curated record
AGCAGAAAGGACGCCAUCUUCGUUUGUCAACGGACGUCAAGGUGUUCUGAUCUCGAGAACUCGGGAGGUUGUUCUGAAGAAAGGAAAAAAAAGUCAUGAGGGAUAACAAGUGCUCGUAAAAAUAAUCAUUUAUACUCGUAACGUGUAUUUCGAACUACACAAUGACAUGGCGUCUACGGACUUUGAAAAACGCAAAGAGGAAGAAUACGAAAUGCAGCUGUUGGGCUUUCACUCGAGAGCCGUAUACGCGACACGUAAGAAGACGACGACGCCGCCACCACCACCACCGCUGUCGCCGCCAACGUUCCUUUGAUUCCGCGUUUAAACGGCUUACAAAUUGUAUACAAGAUUUUUCAACCAUUUGGGUGGAAAGUAUAGCUCAUGAAACUAUCGAGUCAACGUGUAAAAAGUUAUGUAAAUCUUUACAAACAAAAUACAAUUAUGAUGAGGAAGAAUUGAAAGAACUGAAGGAAAAUGAAAAACAACUGAUACAAAUUUAUUGUGCACGUGCAAUGCCGCAUUUAAAAAUUAUAGAGAAUACCGUAAAGAAAUACAUUUCCAUACCAAAAAAUGUUUUAUUAGAAGAAGACAAAUGCCAGAGUAUUCAAUAUACAGAGGAAGAAUAUGAACGACUAGAAAAAUCUGUGAAAAAUCUACAACAAAGAGCUAAGAGGGCCACUAUGUUGAAUGCUGCGUUGAAAGAAGAACUAGCUACACUAGAUCAAUUACAAAACAAUAUAAAUAAAAGUAAUGAAAUGUGUGAUAUAAUUGAAAAUAGUUCUGUGGAUCAGAAUGUCAACGGUGACAUGCUUAAAGUACUUAAACAUUAUGAAGAACUUUAUAAAAAGUUACUCAGUUUGGUACCUAAAACAGAAAAAGUAAAAUAUAAUCCAUUUGAAGAUUUCAAAGGUAAAAACUAUGAUUUUGAUAACCUUUGACGGUUGUCUUAGUCAUAGAUUUUUAAAACAUUUCCACAUUAUUUUCUCAAUGUACAAAAUGUGUAUAUGAAAUGUUUAUAUAUAGUAGAUAAGAAGAUUUCAUUUGUAACUCUUUGUUAGAUCUCAUAAAUUAACGGAUUUUAUAUAUACAUAUUUUUACCUUUGCAAUAAAAAGUUCAUAUUAUCCUA